This is a messenger RNA of Onthophagus taurus, 882 nucleotides long. NCBI's taxonomy places the organism in Eukaryota, Metazoa, Arthropoda, Insecta, Coleoptera, Scarabaeidae. The record is from RefSeq and is a predicted model, not a curated record.
AUGUGUCUUUGCGAUUCUCGCAGUCUUUACUUAUGUAAUGCCUUUGUUUACACAGGCAAAGAGACAACAAAUGAUAAAACUUUAUCAAUUCCAACAAAAGAUGUUCUCAAACUUAUUACACCGAUUCAAGGGACUAAUAGAAACAUUACGGUUGACAACUGGUUCAUGUCACUUGAGCUAUGUGAAGAAAUGAAAAAGAAAAACUUGACCGUUUUAGGCACUAUGAAGCAAAAUAAGCCACAAAUUCCGGCAGAGUUCAAGCCACAGAGUAAACGUCUUGUUCAUUCAACUUUAUUUGGACACAAUCAAGAAAAGACUCUUUGUUCAUACGUACCUCGCAAAAAUCGUGCGGUCGUGCUUCUUUCAACAAUGCACCAAGAUCAAAAGAUCAACAAAGAAAAUAAAAAGCCAGAUAUAAUUACAGAUUACAACAACACAAAGGCAGGUGUAGAUGCAUUAGAUCAGCUAUGUGCUAACUACUCGGUUUCGCGUCGAACUCGCAGAUGGCCAAUGAUUAUUUUUUACGCCAUAUUGAACAUAGCAGGCGUCAACGCUGCAGUUAUUCUACACUGUAAUACAAAAAUUGACCCGGUUGAUCAACUAAUAAGAAGACAAUUGCUGAAAAAACUUGGAAUGGCUUUGGUAAAGCCUCACAUUGAACGUCGUGAUGUUCGACCUCUUUCACGGGAAUUGAGAGAAAUUGUAGUACAACAUGGUGGGACACCACUUUCUUCGACCCCUUCCGAUACAGAACCGACAAGGAAAUCAAGAUGCUAUGUUUGCCCACGACAGGCAGACAAAAAGACAAAAAUGGUGUGCGAAAAAUGCAAAAAGCAUAUCUGCCUCAGCCACCGCUAUUCAGUUUGCCAAAAUUGUUUAUAA